GGCUGCUCGUCGUAUUGAAAGAUUGAAGGCCGAGCCUGGCAAAGGCAAAAACGAGUGAGAGUGUCGCUUGAGAGCAGCUCACUUUCACGCGAAUUUCGUCGAAUUGGCAGCCGCGCGGACACCUCUGCGUCCGAGGGCGCCGGUUGAGCCCGCCUGACCCCAAAUCCUCAGCCGUAACUCGACCGUGCGGAUUAUGCGAACAUGACACUGCACUGGUGGAUGCACUGGUUUUGGGUGACGGUUGUGGCCGUGCUGACUGUCCUGGCGAGCCAUGCCUGGUGCGCGCCACAGUCCGCCCUUCACCCUGUCCACCCCGGCCAUCGACUGUCCGAGCCCUCCGCGCAGUACAUGGCCCUUUUGUCCGACUUAGACCACCCCCCGGCGACGGCGCCGGGCCUCGACUACGGCGGCGGCUACGGAGACGAGGAGGACACCUUUGCCGGCGUCAACCUGUACCCCCUGCCGCACGGCCUGAUGGUCAAACAAGUCACUGACGACUUUGCGACCACGUACGUCCCGCUCGUCCAUAGCAGCGUCGCCGCCUCGCAACACCCUUUCAAAAUCGACUCCCCGGCCCCUCACGAUCAAGUGGUCGUGAUGACGGACCAAUCGAAUCCGCCGGCGCCGACCAGAUUUGGCAAAUCUGUUGACGAAUCUUCUGCUGCUGCAACUUUGGUGCCCAUGAUGCCCAUCCAGUACAAGAAUCGCAACCCGUUCAUCAACGAAGAAAUGCAGAACAGCAGAAACGUGCCCGUCGUGGUCCCAAUAGCUGUCCUAUCCACAGAGAGCCCUACCUCAGAGGCGACUGCAGCUUCCACGUCAGAAACACCGCACAUGGAGGACAAGGUUGCAGUGGUUUUGCCAUCAGAGGUGGCUUCGGAAGCUCCAGACCACGAAGAAGAAGAAGAGGCCAAGUCGGCGCCCGAAACGAACGAGUCCACACCGAGAGCUGCUCCCACAGCCAGCACAGAAGAAGAGGUCCACUUGCAGACUGAAGAGGUCAAGGCUACCAUGCCCACAGAAGAGACCGUUGUGUACAGUGGGGGCAGCCACCCCAUCCCCCCGUGGAUUCCUGACAAAAAACAGGAAGAUCUGGAUAGUGAGGAAGAGGAGAGAGAAAUAGAGCAAAUUGACAGGAUCACAAACGCCCUUGUAGAGGAGGAAACGGCAGAGGAGGGCGAGGCCAUUACCAAGGGCAGGAUGCAGCCGGACGAGGGCCUCGGAACUCCGUCCAUCAUUGCCAUUGUCAUUGGAUUCGUUGGCAUCAUUGGCAUCACAGGUGCUGCUGCUGGAUUCCUUUUGUAUAAGAGGAGCCUGCAGAACAAGCCACAAACUCUGAAUGACAAAAUCAGCAACCCCGACUACAGCAGCUACAUCGACGAUACAUUAAGGGACAAUUCCGAAGAGAUGUACAGUCUGGACAAUGACUCAUUUUUAAAUAGUUUAGAGGCUAUGACAAUUCAAAACUACUGGACCGAAAAUGUGAAGCAUACAAAAUUGUAGCUUCUCUCCACUUUCCAAAAUUUGUCAUUUUCCUUAUCAUUUGAUCUAUUUGCGUGAUGACGAAAUUUCAGAGUGAUUUUUUACGGUCUCAUGUCGUGGAAUUUUAUAUUUCCUCUCACAUUUAUUUUACACUUUUUAACCUUUUCAUACUAAGAAGAUUUGUGAUAGAUUCCGUCUUUGCCGAGAGUAUUUGUUGUUGAUUGUGUGUAUUUUGUAAUUGUGAUAGCAACCAUGAAUGAAAAGAAUCAGUAAACUACGAGUAAUACUAACUAACCAUAAUAGUAUAUUCAUAAGAAAAAAUAUUCAAAACUGCAAAAGCUCCCAUUCUAAAAUCAAUUUUUUUGACCUUGUUUGUGAUAAAUUGGAAUUCCUAAAAACAGACUGAUGACAAAACAAAGUACUUAAUGAAAUAUGCAAGAUUUAAAUUCGGAGAUUAUGGACCCACCACUUGCAGAACAAAACCUAAAAAUGCAUUUUGCUUUUAAAAUAUAAAAGAAAAAACAUAUAGUAUUCCAUAUUCGCGUCGACACUUCUUGUCUAAUGCAGCAAAAUUAAAUAUAACAUUAUAUUAUACAGUAGAUCUAGCAUGACCAAAAUCAAAGUAUAUGUCCUAAAUACUUAAAAAAAGGAAUUUUAUCAGAAGGGUAUAAUUAUAAUAUAAUAUUUUAAUUCAGAGUUUGAUGCAGAAAUUGAAUAUCUAGUGGAAUAUAUUUUUAAGCCGCAUCGUUUUCAAUGUAAUAUUUUUGUCGGGCCAAUAUAUUAACUGAGUCUUUGCAUUGGGAUCAAAUGAUUUACUUGUUCAUUUUGAAUAAAUUCAACCACUUUAAAGAAUUGACCUAGGCCAAAAAAGAGAAGCAAUAAACUAAUAUUACCUAUAGAUGUAUUUUGCUGCAGUUUCAGAGAAUAAAUGUUCAUAAAUCAUACUGAAUUUUGUCACAUAUAUUUUUAUUUAUAAUUUUAUUACACCUCAUGUUUUUAUCCAAUUAGAUCGUUGUUAAUAAGAACAGCUGAGCAGCUAAAAGGAACUACAAAAUAUCCAUUUUUGUGAGUAAAAAUGUCACAAAUCAAUUUGUCUACAAUGGACUUUGAUUACAACCAAAUGCAACUGAUUUGGUUUGAAUUUAAAAACUAGCAACAACCACAUUAUUGUACUACCUAAGGCAAAUAUAUUAUCCUUGAUUCACAUUGAUUCUUGUACAACUGAUAUCUUUGGGGGCGCAAAUGACGCUUUUGAUUAAUUACGGAAACACUCAAGUGUAUUAAAUAUGGCCACACAAAAAAAUGACAAAAAAGCAGUCUAAAAAUUGAUUAGACAAAAUAUGAGGUGUACUCGUGGGGCAUCACACCUCGGCGGGGGUAGAAAGUGUGUGAUACAGAGUAAUGCAUCAGGUUGCUGAUGUUGGAUGUGUAAAUGUCAGCAAAACGGAAGAGCCUUCGGGAAAAAUAGCUGGGAUUCUGGAAAGUUCGGAAGACGCUGCCAAACUGGGGGUUGAACACCAUUUUGGUUCUCUGACUGAAAAGUUCAUUAAAUUUUAAUGAAAUGCAGAAAAAAAGAAUAUAAAACUACAGUAUUAAAUUUGGUUUCGAAAUUAACUUCCGAUUCGAACAGACUGACCUAACAUCAUCUCUUUCGUCCAUCCACUUCUGCAGCACCUCUUGAACAUUCGCUCCACUAUCGUCUUGACAGUCUUCAAUAAGCUGCGUCAACAUUUGCAGCCAGUUGACAUCUCUUUUGAAAUUUAUGUCGUUCAAAGUUUUGAUCUCGUGCUAAUUAAAAAUAGUCAUUAUUUUAUUCUAAAAAAAUUAAGAAUUUUUUACUGCAAGUUCGCUGAUUAUGGCUCCUGUGCGCCAUCCGUGCUGCAAAGUCACAUCUGCCAGGUCACUGUAAGGGUGGUCACCAAAGUACAAAACCUGAUGCCCAUUCCAACCUGUCAUGUCCUGCAGCUGCUUUAUGGUGCCCUGAAAAUAAAUUAAAUUGGAGUACCAAAAGCAAAAAGUUUAUACAUUAAAUUAAUAUUUUCCUUACAACAUGACAGCAAAAAUUUGUAUUAAAAACUUUUAUGUAAAGAGUAGGUCAUCUUUAAAUCAAUUUAUAUAAAAAAAAUCUUAUUUUUAACGGACCUCAUAAUAAAUUUGACCCUUUUCCAGUCUUGUCACUCGGUCCCAAAGCUGCGUCUUGCUGCCUGUAUCGUACAAACGGAUCGGUCUGGACUCAUCGGUGAAAAAUUUGGGUUUCCGAGCCUGAACUAUGAUGACAUCGAAGAAGGUCUGCCAGUCGGCGCCCACAAUGUAACUCAUGCCCUUAUCACUAAA
This is a messenger RNA of Neocloeon triangulifer, 3816 nucleotides long. RefSeq lists its product as uncharacterized. Lineage: Eukaryota; Metazoa; Arthropoda; Insecta; Ephemeroptera; Baetidae. The transcript has 7 exons. Bases 202 to 1503 code for a protein of 433 amino acids. The record is from RefSeq and is a predicted model, not a curated record.